AUGGGAUUAACGAAAGACAGUGACUGUGCGGUGAACUACCCAACGGGCUUCCGCCGCAUUUUUGGCUUUUUAGACACUUUCUUCGAUGAGAAGUUUGUUCAUAAGGAGGUGACGACCGUCUGCUUUCGACGGCGGGAGGAAGCGCUUCUUUGCUUGAAGGCUCUACUUCCGGAGACGCAAAGCCGGCUUAACGCAUCGGAUCCCACCUCGCGCACAUCUCUUUUAAUCAGCUCCAAGCAAGGCGAAACGGACAGCUCACCUAACUGGACAGUUUGGGAAGAGCACAAAGAUAUUGAAGACUUUAGUCCGAGAAUUGCGGUGCUCGUCGAGUCAUCUGACCUGAUCGAGUUACGGAAGAAGGUGGCGUUCUACCUUCAGUGCCUUAACAUCAUAGGAAAGCUGUUGGACGAAUUCGGGGGAGACACUCACUGA
Eimeria necatrix is the source of this 432-nucleotide messenger RNA. RefSeq lists its product as hypothetical. Lineage: Eukaryota; Apicomplexa; Conoidasida; Eucoccidiorida; Eimeriidae. The record is from RefSeq and is a predicted model, not a curated record. The transcript has 3 exons. The coding region runs from base 1 to 432 and encodes 143 amino acids.